Messenger RNA from Aspergillus steynii IBT 23096, 1896 nucleotides. Its product is annotated as sn-1,2-diacylglycerol cholinephosphotransferase. The coding region runs from base 264 to 1556 and encodes 430 amino acids. Gene Ontology annotation, molecular function: phosphotransferase activity, for other substituted phosphate groups. The record is from RefSeq and is a predicted model, not a curated record. Gene Ontology annotation, biological process: phospholipid biosynthetic process. NCBI's taxonomy places the organism in Eukaryota, Fungi, Ascomycota, Eurotiomycetes, Eurotiales, Aspergillaceae. The transcript has 6 exons. Gene Ontology annotation, cellular component: membrane.
GUCCUUUUGGACGGAUAUCUGCCUUUCGUUGACUCGCGGCUUUCUCUUGUUCGCGUUGCUUUUGCCUGACCGGGUGUUUGAUAGCGCUUGACUUAUCUCUCAAAAGCAAUUUACCGUUCCUGCGCCAUUUACCCUGUCUAGUCGCAUUCCGCGCCAUGAACUAUUGAAGUCGAUCAUAGCACCCAUUCGGCCUCUUUUGUUCUUUUUUUUUUUCUUUUUUUUUGUCUUCUUUAGAAUAUAUCAAUUGCUUUCUUUGUGCGAAAAUGAGUGGAAUUUUUAGAAAGGUCCAAGCGAUCCAAGACUCGCUUUCCGACGAUGUGCUCCUACCGCUCAAAAGUUACAAGUACUCGAGUGUGGACAAGUCAUUUAUAUCCAGAUAUAUAUUAAAGCAUUAUUGGAAUGCGUUCGUGGAAGUUUUACCACUAUGGUUGGCUCCUAAUAUGGUGACGCUUCUGGGAUUCAUGUUCAUCGUGGGCAAUGUGAUGCUCAUUGAGGUCUACAUGCCAGACCUCAUUGGACCGGGACCCUCUUGGUUAUAUUACAGUUUCGCUUUUGGCAUGUGGAUGUAUUCGACUCUGGACAACGUCGAUGGCAAACAGGCCCGAAGAACCGGAACAUCAAGUGGACUGGGAGAGUUAUUUGAUCAUGGAAUUGAUUCAUUGAACUGCACUCUUGCGAGUCUUCUGGAGACUGCGGCGAUGGGUCUCGGCUCCACCCAACUCGGCGCAUACACGGCUAUUGUCCCGUGCCUUGCGAUGUAUUUCUCGACCUGGGAGACUUAUCACACGCACACACUUUACCUCGGGUACUUCAAUGGUCCUACAGAGGGCUUAUUGGUUGCCAUUGGCUUGAUGAUUGCAUCCGGUUACUAUGGACCUCAGAUAUGGUCCCGACCCAUCGUCGAAUUCUUGAACUACCCUCAAAUCUUUGGAAACAACUCCGUGAAGGAUAUUUGGAUUCCGUUCCUCCUUCUCUCGUUCUUCGUGGGACACCUGCCGGGGUGCGUUUACAACGUGAUUGUUGCUCGGAGACAGCAGAACCUUCCGUUGACCCCGGUCUUCAAGGAGUGGGUUCCAAUGAUCGUGUUCACCGGCUGCAACCUGGCCUGGCUUCUUUCGCCCUACUCGAUCAUCUUGGCCGAUGACCGACUGGUCCUAUACUGCUGGGUGAUUUCUUUCGUCUUUGGACGGAUGACUACCAAGAUCAUUCUUGCUCAUCUCCUCCGACAGCCGUUCCCCCACUGGACCGUUCUGCAGAUUCCUCUUGUUCUUGGCGCUGUGCUGGUCAACCUUCCGCGAAUUGGCCUUCCCGGGAUCAGUGGAUGGGUGGAGCUGCUGUACCUCCGGCUUUACCUCGUCGUUGCAUUUGUUGCCUACAUGCACUGGGCCUUUUUGGUGAUCAACCGGAUCACCACGUUCUUGGGAAUCAACUGUCUCACGAUUCGAAAGGACAAAUCUACGGCCCGGGACCGGGCCUACCGCGAAUUUGGAGAGGCAAACCAGGAGGAUCCCAACGGCAACGCCGAUCCCAACAAGGGAGCCCUCAAAAGCCAUUGACUCGCUCGCUCGGAGAGCACUCCCUUUGAGAGGCCAAGCAAAUGGUAUACAUUUGGUCCCCCCGGAGCAGAUCAACCCAACGGGGAACCUCUUCUUCGGUGAAUUCUUUCCGGUGUAACUGACGCCACUCCGAUGCCACAUGCCCCGUUCAUUUUCCGGGUAUAUAUGUUUCUGUCCAUACUUAUGUUUCUAAUGCCCCCUUUGGAUAUGCCGCCACUGCAUGGACUGAUGAACUGAAUGACUUCUGUUGAUGGCUGACGCAAAUGUUUCCUCUAGUGAAACCUUUUUGUUUUAUUUGCAGUACAUAGAUGCAUUGGUAUGCUAUUAUAUUAAUAUGAAU